Camellia sinensis is the source of this 1065-nucleotide messenger RNA. Lineage: Eukaryota; Viridiplantae; Streptophyta; Magnoliopsida; Ericales; Theaceae. The record is from RefSeq and is a predicted model, not a curated record.
AUGGCUUUGGUUGAGAUAGAAUGUAAAGCCUCUUGGUCUUGGUUUCUUGAGGAAUUGAUGAGUGAUAUUGGGAGUGUUAAGGAGAUAGGGUGGACAUUUAUAUCAAAUAAACAGAUGGGGUUGGUUGAAACAUUUGCAGAGUUAUACCCUACUGUAAAUCACAAAUACUGCCUAAGACAUAUGUAUAGUAACUUCAAGACAAAAUACAGUGGUUGUGUGCUGAUAGACCUGUUCUGGAAAGCUACAUCAACUGGAAAUGUGCAUGAAUUCAAUUAUUGGAUGAAGAAAAUUGAAAAAGCUGAUCCUAAGACUGGAAAUAAGAAGACAACUAUGGAGUGGUUGAGGGAGACUGACCUUGCUUUGUGGGCAAGGUCACAUUUUUCUCCAAGGAGCAAAUGUGACAUCCUUGUAAACAAUUUGAGUGAGUCAUUCAAUUCUUACAUUCUAAAAGCUAGAAAGCUACCAAUAAUCUUCAUGUUUGAAUGGAUCAAAAGGAAAUUGAUGCAAAGGAUUCAAGUUAAAAAGGCUGGAAUGGCAAAAUACAGUGGUGAGAUUUCUCCCAAUAUUCAUGACAAACUUGAGAAGUUGAAGGUAGAAUCAAGGAACUACUUUGCAACUUGUCAUGUCAUCAGUGCUAUUCAAAUCAAUCAUGAGCAACUAGAAGCCUAUAUGCAUGAGUAUUACAGCAAGUCUAGGUACUUGGAUACUUAUGCAUUCAUAAUACACCCAGUUCCAGACAUGUAUAAGUAUGAGGAAAGCAGCCAGAAAUUGAAUUCACCAGAAAGAUUUACUAGUGGGCAAUCAUCUCAACCUGCAUCAACUCCUACUCCUACUCCAACAACAAACAUCCCAUCAAAUGAGUCCACAAAACUACCAACCCAUGGUGGAAAGACAUCAAGUGGUCUUGGCAAAGGACCUGAAAUCACAGUUGGUGGAAGGGGUAGAGAACUAAUUAAUGCAUCUGCAUCUGCAAUCAAUGUUGGAAGAACUGGAGUGAAUGCUAAUGUCAGAGGGCUUGUUGUGUCAAUAACUUCUGUGCUAGAGACAAUCAAAGCAAGGAGAUAG